GCCCAUCUUCACCACAUACCAAUGGCCUCGCUUCUUUUCGACGAUUAUGACUUCCCUCGAGAACUGUGGGACUCCAGUACCCAAACCUUCACGACCCCCGUAGACACCCUGUUGACCUUUUGUCCGCAUAUCGUCACUCAGCUAAAGAAGGAGCCUCGAGAACAAGAGCCUAUCAAGCAGGAGAAGGGAACGUUUGAAAAAUUCUUUGAGACCAGCAAAAAUAAUCUAGCAAGCACAUUCUCAAUCUCUAUGGCGGAAAGAACGUUUCGAUUUUGUGUCGAGGCAGCAACUGCCUAUCUUGAAACUACCAAUGACAGGAGCGCUAGGCGAAGACGAUAUAGCGAACUAUAUAGACAGGACAUAUUCUCUGAUGAGGAAGACGAAGCAAUGAGCAUGAGAAGAUGGCGACGAAGGCAAGACACAGAACCCCGAGGACGAGACAAUCGAAAGAGGGAAGAAAAAAUCGAAGAGGAAGAAGAGAAAAAGAAGCAGGAAGUGGCUAUCAUCAAAAAAGAGAAUAUGUCUCUAAUGACCAAAUCCGUAGCUUCCCUCGCUGCCUUGACCAUCUCGCUCUAUUCUGCACACCGUGCAUCGAUUUCAUGGGGCGAUAUUACGUUUCAUGGCCAAUUGGAACUUCUUACCACCCACGUCAAUGCGGCACUAGAGUCUACUUCAGCCUGGAUCAAGGAUCGACAGGACAUGAAUGACGAAAUUCCCGAUAUCAUUGUACGAGAUGUCAAUCGGCUACGAGAGUUGAUCUCUCUGAUUGAAAGAUUGGAUUCACGGACGGAAAAGCGCCUAGAAACAGCUGGAUGGGGUAUCAGCACGGCAGGAAGUCUUUCUGUACUAGGAGGUAUUGCUCUUGGGUGGACGGAUCAGGCCUUAAUUCUCAGUGGUGCAGCCAUGGUAGGAGGAAUAUUAUUCGGCAUUGUCAAUAGAACCCGCUGGAACGGAGCAUCCUGGAAGGCAUCCAAAGCUGUCCUCGAAGCACGCUUGUCGACUUUGGUACGAGACAUCAAUCGAGAUGCACCAUUAAGAGAACACACCAUUCAAGAACUGGAACAAAAAGUGCGCAAGCCAGGUGUUUAUGAUGCUAGUACAACUACAUUACCUGGGCUUAGCAACAGCCAUCCCACCAAUGUUAAAGCGGAGUUGCAGGCGGACGAAACUGUCGGGACCAGUAGAUCAAAACAGCCCGUGCCAUCAUCAUCAUAAAUACACCCAUUUUCUUUGUAAUAGUUCGAAAGACUCCUAUGUCUCUCACAAUUAGUUGCUAAUUUUCAUUUUGAAUUUUUCAUUCAUACGUAUCGUACGACCGAGAUAUUCUGACGUAGACUUUCUCACGCAAUCAUACACAGCCAAUUUUUUUUGGGCUGGAAGAUUCUGAAAAUGUUAUGCUUGUACCAUCAGCAGAGACAACUGCGCAUUUUAGUCAUGUUAUCUCUCGUAUAUUGACCAAAUAUCCGGCCAAAGUAUAACGCAGUACCUCCAUACUAUAACGUGUUUUGACUACACGCGUAGCCGAUUGCAUUGUAGAUCGGCCGGCUGGAUCAUGCGCCAAUAAAGUUUCUGAUAUAUCUAUUUUAA
Umbelopsis ramanniana AG is the source of this 1587-nucleotide messenger RNA. RefSeq lists its product as uncharacterized. The record is from RefSeq and is a predicted model, not a curated record. Bases 22 to 1215 code for a protein of 397 amino acids. The transcript has 3 exons. NCBI's taxonomy places the organism in Eukaryota, Fungi, Mucoromycota, Umbelopsidomycetes, Umbelopsidales, Umbelopsidaceae.